AUGUCGGCCCAAGAUUCAUCCCUGACGAACUGGCCUGCUGUGGCGGGCUAUGUCUCAACGCGCAAGGACAGUUACCCGUUCAUCGAUCCUACCCAAGCUGACCUGACAGGCAAGUCGGUCUUAAUCACGGGAGCCUCCAAGGGAAUCGGCAAGGCGACCGCAAUCAGCUUCGCCACCGCGGGCUGCUCGAAGAUACUGCUGCUUGCUCGUUCAGACCUGACCGAAGUCGAGACAGCUGUCCACACCGCCGCCGUGAAAGCAAACCGGCCCAGGCCAAUCAUACAUUCCCUGAAGGUGGAUGUGACCUCGGAGGAGUCUAUGCGAGCGGCUGCUGAAACCGCAGCGGAUGUUCUCGGCGGCAGCCUCGACGUCCUUGUGAACAAUGCAGGCUACCUGGAUGAAUGGAAGCCCAUCGCCGAGUCGAAGCCGAGCGAGUGGUGGCGGACUUGGGAGGUCAACAUCAAAGGGACCUAUCUCGCUGUCCACUUCUUCGUACCGCUGUUGCUCAAAUCGGAGACCAAGACAGUCAUCAAUAUUAGCAGCGGUGGUGCCCAUGUAAUAUUUCCCGGUGCGUCGGCCUACCAGACGACCAAGUUCGCCCUCUGCCGCCUCACCGAAUUCAUGGACCAGGAAUACCACCAGGAAGGGUUGAUAGCCAUCUCGGUCCAUCCAGGUGGUGUCAAGACCGAUCUAGCAAUGAACAUGCCUCCAGAGAGGCAAUCUGUCCUGACUGAUACGCCGGAGCUGGCUGCCGACACGCUGGUCUGGCUCACUCAUGAGCGACGCGACUGGCUUGCCGGCCGAUUCGCCUCAGUAAGCUGGGACAUGGAGGAACUUGAGCAGAAGAAACAGGACAUCCUCCAAAGAGACUUGUUCAAGUUCCGGGUGAUUGUUUGA
Messenger RNA from Penicillium manginii, 897 nucleotides. RefSeq names its product SDR family oxidoreductase. The record is from RefSeq and is a predicted model, not a curated record. Bases 1 to 897 code for a protein of 298 amino acids. Gene Ontology annotation, molecular function: oxidoreductase activity, acting on the CH-OH group of donors, NAD or NADP as acceptor. The transcript has a single exon. Lineage: Eukaryota; Fungi; Ascomycota; Eurotiomycetes; Eurotiales; Aspergillaceae.